Molecule: messenger RNA, 2548 nt
Organism: Clupea harengus (Atlantic herring)
Lineage: Eukaryota; Metazoa; Chordata; Actinopteri; Clupeiformes; Clupeidae
Product: solute carrier family 2, facilitated glucose transporter member 11-like
Biological process (GO): dehydroascorbic acid transport
Cellular component (GO): plasma membrane
Molecular function (GO): D-glucose transmembrane transporter activity
Source: RefSeq, a predicted model, not a curated record
AGGGCUUAUUCUGUACAAGAACAGGCUUAGGGGCUCUGCAGGUCACUUGACCUGAGAAACAAUGGGAUCUUUGUGAUGAAGGCAAGCUAAUAAUGAACGAUGCAGGAUCAAUGGGAUAGGAUGUGUGAUUCAUAGUCUUGCAAACACCCUCUCCUGUAAACGUGAUAUUUGAAUUUCAGGAUCCAGGUGGACUAAUAUGAGUAUUAGAGAGGGUGUGUGUGUGUGAGAGAGAGACGGAGAGAGAAAGAGAUACCAAAUCGGUUGGUUAAGAUUAAUUAGCCAGGCUGUAAUGACUACACGCCUACACCACUCCCGUAAUGCCAUUCAAUUUCAGCAGCUUUUCACUUGCUGACAGGUGGUUUGAUUUCACGCAACAGGCCUUUGAUCCAAAUCCAUGUUACAUUUUGUCCAUAGUUCUUAUAAAAGAAUCUUGAAAUGAGUACCAGUGAAGAGUCUCCGGGUGUGCAGAAGGUAAUACUGUUUUUGUUUGUUUGCAACACAGAAUUUUACAGUAGAUUAGUUAGGCAGUAAUAUCGUUUCCUCGACCUAUUGGUGAAGCAGUUUUCCCAUUCUAUCAUUGCCGAAGAUAAAAAGCAGAAGUAAGGAUAUUUUAUGCUAUUUAAAAGUCGGGCCUUGAACUAUUGUAUUCUGCGUAAAACUUGAACAUCUUAACUUCGCGAAAAACUCUGCGGAUGGGUCAUGGCACCAACGAAGCUUAGCGUAGCUAGAAAAUAGCACGCACUUACUAAAAUGUCAAGAGAAAAUGGAAAUAUCACGGAGUCGCUCCCUUUGCUCAAAGACAGACAUGAGCAAAUUAAGAUUCCUAGCAAAUCACUGCUAUUUGCUGUUUGGGCAGCUUGCAUCGGAGGGACGUUUCAGUACGGAUACAAUAUAUCUGUUGUAAAUGCUCCCACAAAGGCUGUGCAGUCGUUCAUAAAUGAAACAUGGAUGGAGAGGUACAACGCUGGCAUAUCAGAGCAAAUGCUCACUCUCUUGUGGUCCACCAUUGUGUCUAUUUUUACAAUCGGAGGGUUUGUUGGUUCAUCUGUUGGCGGAACAUUGGCAAUUAAGUGUGGGAGAAAAGGGGCACUGUUGAUCAACAACGUCUUUGCUAUCCUUGCAGCGCUUCUCAUGGGUGUAAGCAGGCCUGUUGGUUUGUAUGAACUGCUCAUUGUUGGGCGCUUCCUAACAGGCGUAAAUGCAGGCAUUAGUUUAUGUGUGCAGCCCCUCUACCUUGGUGAGAUUGCCCCUCGGGCACUGCGUGGCGCUAUGGCCAUGGGCACAUCCAUAUUCAUCACAGGGGGCAUUUUCACUGGACAGGUGGUUGGACUAAAUGAGUUGUUGGGUGGAGACUGGGCCAUCUUGUUAUCCACCACCUGCAUCCCAGCGGUAGUGCAGCUCCUCGUUCUGCCUUGGUUUCCAGAAAGCCCCCGCUACCUACUGAUUGACAAAGGGGACGAGCGUGCGUGUGACGAGGCACUGAAACAGCUUCAUGGUGCAGAUAAAUACCACGGGGAGAAGGCAGACAUAGAGAAGGAGAGACUUGAUGCUGUUGGAGUCAAACCUAAGAAACCCUGGGAACUGUUCUCGGACCGGAGCCUCCGACGGCAGCUUGUCACCAUCAUUCUGAUUAACAUUUUUCAGCAGCUCAAUGGAAUCAAUGCUAUCUAUUUCUAUGCAGAUUAUGUCUUCACUGAGGCAGGAAUCCCAGCAGCUAGGAUACCAUAUGUAACACUGGGUACCGGGGCCUGUGAGUGUAUGACUGCCCUAACCUGCGGCAUGCUGAUUGAAUCACUGGGGAGGAGAGCACUCAUCAUUGGAGGAUACUCCCUCAUGGCUUUCUGGUGCACCUGCUUCACACUGACGCUCACCUUCCAAAAGGCCAGCCCAUGGGUGCCGUAUCUCAGUGUGAUCUGUGUCUUCGCUUUCAUCCUCAGCUUUGGCUUGGGACCAGGUGGUGUCACAAACAUAUUGGCUGCUGAACUGUUCACGCAAGCUGGGCGUCCUGCUGCCUACAUGAUCGGAGGGUCUGUUAAUUGGCUGAGCUUUUUCCUGAUUGGCAUGGCAUUCCCAUUCAUUGUAAGUGGGCUCAAGCAAUACUGCUUCCUGGUGUUCUUGGUCAUCUGUGUUAUGGUGGCCACAUAUAUAUUCCUUGUAGUUCCAGAAACCAAGAACAAAACUUUUCUGGAGAUUCAUGCAGAGUUUCAGUCUAUGGGUAAGAAGAGGCGGAACAAAGUGGAUGGCACAGAUGGGCCAAGUCAAACGCUGUUAUCAACUUCUCUGUGAGAGGUGGCAUUACACAUUACAAAGCCUAUUGCAAGGGGAUUCACAACUUGAAAACAGUGCAGCGAUGUCAGUCUCUUGGCUAGUGCUGGAAAGAUCACAUACUGAUAGGAAGAGUAAUUUCAUUGUCAAAACACAACUCAAAUCAUCAGAACAGAGAUGUCAAAUACAACAAGGGCGUAUUAUUCCUCUGGUCAGGGACGUGCACAGGAAUUUUGAAGGGCAGUUCCUCUGCCCUGGAAAAAAGGGCCAACACGUUAAUUUU